AUGCGUCUCAUCGAUACCCAGACUCACCUCCUGCUCGAGCCUUGGAAGGCCGCCGGCAAAGAGUACGCCAUUCUCUCGCACACUUGGGGCGACCAAGAGGUUAUCUUUCAGGAGUGGGAGCAGCUCUACCCUUCGGGUGCCAUUAAGGGCCAGUGUCCUCACGUCCGUCAUCGUGGUAUCGACCAGAAGGCCGGCUACCACAAGGUUAUGCAGGCUUGUGAGCAGGCCCGCCGCGACGGUAUUCGUUAUCUUUGGUGUGAUACCAUGUGUAUCAACAAGGAAAGCUCGGCUGAGUUGAGCGAGGCCAUUAAUUCCAUGUUUAAAUGGUAUCGUGACGCCAAGGUCUGCUACGUCUACCUCGCAGAUGUGACCUUUCCAAACAAGAAGACACGGAACGGUGUAGGUCUCACCCACUCCAACGUCCCUGGCUGGUUUCCGUAUGCCAUGGAGCGCAAGAGAGACGAAGAUGUUCGUGAAAUGAAGUCCCGAUUCAUGGCUAGUCGAUGGUGGACUCGUGGCUGGACUCUUCAAGAGCUCCUUGCACCGGAGGACGUUGUCUUCUUCACUCAGGAUUGGACUCCCCUUGGCCACAAGAUUGGCAUCGCUCAUUGGAUCUCUGCUUGGACCCGCAUUCACAAGGAAGCACUGGAGGAUCACUCAACCAUCAGCAACUUUUCGAUUGCUCAACGGAUGUCUUGGGCAGCAGACCGCACAACCACUGUUCCAGAGGACCUGGCAUAUUGUCUUCUGGGAAUAUUCAGUAUCAACAUGCCAAUGCUUUACGGUCAGGGGGAUAAUGCAUUCCAAAAGCUUCAACAUGAGAUAAUCAAAGCCUCUGCCGAUCAAAGUAUCUUUGCCUGGACUGCAAGUCCUGGUGACCCCACAGCAGGAACCGGAGCUCUAGCAAAGUCCCCAGCCUUCUUCAAGCACUGUGGCUCCAUUGUGCGCAGUUUCGACUCUCCACAGGAGCCGUAUUCUCUCACCAACGUCGGGUUCAAGAUGCGAGUUGCGAUGAUUAACAAUUCCUUCGCGACACAGUCUUUCAUCGGGCUGAGUUGCUUCCUAGAGCUACAUGGAGAGUCAACUCGACAAGAAUCAGUCACCGGGACAGUCGAAAAGAACCGGAGAAGAGUUCAAAUCUGGAUUCCGGUCCGUAAAAGAGGCUAUGGAAGCUCUUAUGAGCGGAUUCAUUUUCCAACUUCACAUGUAUAUUUCCAGAACUCUUACCCUAUAAACAAGGUCUCAGGAGGCCCCGAAAUUCUCCUCUGUGAGUCUCCCUUCCGCGCGUCUCUGACCCAACCCUUUGGCGGCCCAAGCCCAAAGGAGUUAUACCAGACAGGAAUCGCCGUGGCAGUCGGUUUUGGCAACAUGAGCAAGAUCAGCAGGGCUUACAAGAACUUGUGGCAACCAAGAAAGUUCCAAACGAUCCCCAUUGGUACUCGUGGGGCGCGCCGGUGGUCGCACGAAGUGGUUGUUAGCGGAAGCUUUUGUAUUAUCCUUUCCGUAACUUGGAACGAAUUCCAAAAGCCAAAGAUGCACAUAUACACGACACUACGCGAUGCCGACAUACAAGCCGUCUUAUCAUGGCUCCAUCAGCUGGACCAAACGAAACAGUCCGGGGAACACUUCGAUGAUGCUGAAAUGCUGCACAAGGCGAUAAGAUCUACGAAUCAUAGUUCUGUCGUCGCCGUGGAAACCAAUCAAUCUCCUAUGAUUAUUGUGGAGGAUGAGCCCCUCUACGAUAUGCAUCAGUCAGCGUUUGUUAUGGUGGAUAUUAUUUUCAAAGAAGACCGUAUUCUAGCGGGUGAGCGGGAGCAGGCCGGUCAAGAUAUCGUUUUCUAG
This is a messenger RNA of Pestalotiopsis fici W106-1, 1842 nucleotides long. RefSeq lists its product as uncharacterized. Bases 1 to 1842 code for a protein of 613 amino acids. The transcript is spliced from 2 exons. The record is from RefSeq and is a predicted model, not a curated record. NCBI's taxonomy places the organism in Eukaryota, Fungi, Ascomycota, Sordariomycetes, Amphisphaeriales, Sporocadaceae.